This is a messenger RNA of Suillus discolor, 2721 nucleotides long. Its product is annotated as armadillo-type protein. Gene Ontology annotation, molecular function: translation initiation factor activity; mRNA binding; protein binding. The record is from RefSeq and is a predicted model, not a curated record. Bases 284 to 2566 code for a protein of 760 amino acids. The transcript is spliced from 5 exons. Gene Ontology annotation, cellular component: eukaryotic translation initiation factor 4F complex. NCBI's taxonomy places the organism in Eukaryota, Fungi, Basidiomycota, Agaricomycetes, Boletales, Suillaceae.
UGCAGCCUGGGCUUCAAUCUAGCAAGUUUUAAUGCAAGCCUCAUUGCAAGAAGCUGUAUUAAUGCAGUCGUGUGCGGCCCGUAGGACAAUCACAUGCGCACUGCGCAGCAAGAUAGAUAGUAUGCAGAUUGGGCGCCAAUGAUAAUCUCCAGCUCCUCCACAAUGUCUGCCACAAUUCUCGUCCCAAGUACGACCCGGCGCAAACGUCAACCUCACAUCGACUACCAGAAACCCUCUGUUCCAGACAGUUUUCAGCCGUGCUACUGCUGAACUGCGUGCUCCGAUGGUGCACACACCCAGCCAGGGCGACCCUGGCCAUCCCAUGCGUGGCUCUGGCAGGACACAUAGUAGACGUGUUAUGACACGUGGUAGUGCCAACCAGUCACCGAUGUCCCAGCUAGGACGGGGUUCUGGCGUUGAGCCCGUUGCACCUCUCGAAUUAUCUGCCAACCGUUGGGUUCCUGCCAGUACGGCCCGCAAAGGUCAAUCUGAUGUCGAUUCACCUGAGCUGGUCGACCGUAAGGUCAAGGCGCUACUCAACAAGCUCACGAUGGAGAAAUUCGAGAUGAUUUCAGAUCAGAUCAUCCACUGGGCCAACAAGAGUGUGAAUGAGAAGGAUGGGCGGACGCUCAUCCAAGUCAUCAGGCUCAUUUUCGAGAAAGCCAUCGAUGAGGCUGCUUGGAGCGAGAUGUAUGCGCGGCUGUGUCGGAAGAUGAUGGAGGAGAUCAGUCCUGAGGUACAAGAUGACGGGGUCAAGAAUAUGGAGGGCAAACCAAUCAGAGGUGGCCAUCUCUUCCGGAAAUAUCUCCUCAACCGGUGUCAAGAAGACUUUGAGCAUGGGUGGUUCGCCAAGGAUGCUACUACUGCCGAUUUUGAGAGGGCAAAGCGCCAGGGUCUUAAUCUCAUCACGUUUAUUGGCGAGUUGUUCAAGGUACGCAUGCUUACGGAGCGUAUCAUGCACAAUUGUGUGAUGAAGCUGUUGGGCAACAUCGAAAACCCGGAGGAAGAGAAGAUUGAGAGCCUGUGUCAACUGUUAAAGACGGUUGGCCAGUUGCUUGACACGCCGAAGGCCCGCGCGCAUAUGGAUAUUUACUUCAUGCGCAUGAAAGAGUUGUGGAAGAACAAUAUUGUCAGCACCCGCAUGCAAUUCAUGCUUCAGGACGUUAUCGAGUUGCGUGAUCGCAUAUGGAUGGACCGAGAUGCUGCUCCCGCGACGAUUGCUGCAGUUCAUUGGCUGGCCGCCAAGCAGAUUGCAGCUGCAGAGGAGCGUCAGAGGAGCAUGUCUGGUAGUGAAUCCCGAAAGAGCAGCGACUGCACCCAAGAGGAUCCUGAUGGCUGGGCUGUUGCAGGUGAAACUGUUCCGCAGGCGCUUCCCGAGGUUGAGGAUCUGUCACCGUUUAGUAAUAUUACCAACGUGACAUGUCCAAGUGACAUCUCCGAGGCUGGCACGAAGGACAGCAAGCGGGAGGGGCUUUCACAAACGACUCCGAGCUCAAACAUGUUCCACAUGUUCAGCCAGAACCCCGAGGUGUCCACAAAGCUCGGUGAUUCGUCGAGUCGGAAAACGAGCGUUGAUCUUGGUCAUGCUAGUGUUCCUGAGCCCGCUGUACAGCGCAGGAAGCUUCAGCUUCUCCCACGGUCCGUUCAUACUACUGAAGAGAAUGCCACGACACCUUUGGAAGAAGAAACUGAAACCGCACCUAUGGCCAUGUCAGAAACAGACGUGAAGAAGAAGAUCGAUGAAGAAGUGAAAAAGUUCUUCGCUGUUCACGAUCUUCAAGAGGUGGAGCUCUACUUCACCAAUGUUCCGCAUGAGCUAAGCUUCCGUCUCGUGGACAAUCGGCAGAUACGCAUGUCUCUCGGUCGUCCUCGAGGCGGCAGCGAGCACAAUGGCCCUGAUAGCAGGGCUGCUCCGGAUGGUUCUGUUCCAUGGGCGACACCCGAAACUGUUGAUCUGUCACAAUUUGGCAAGAUUACCAUAGGUGCCCCCACCGUUAUGUCCCCGAAACCCAGUCGUUCUUUAGGACUUAAGCGGAACGAUCAUGCUGGUGUUCCUGAGCCCGCUGCACAGCGCAGGAAACUUCAGCUUCUCCCACGGUCCGUUCAUACUACUCCAGAGCAUGUCACGACUCCCUCCAAAGAACCUAAAAGGGUACCCACCGCAGCAACCGUGAAGAAGAUUGAUGAAAACGCGAAGGAGUUCUUCGCGGUUCGCAAUCUCCAAAAGGCAGAUGGAUACUUCCCCAAUAUUCCUGACGAGCACCGCUUCCGGCUCGUGGACAAGCUGGUUGCAUCCGCGCUUAAGGGCAAAGAGGCAGAUUCAAGGUUGGUGAGCGAUUUCUUCGCGCAGACUAUGAGGAACGGACAAUGUACGCUCGAGGGGUUUGAGAAGGGAUUCAUGCCCAUGACAGCAGUUCUGGACAGUAUUGCCAUCGAUGCUCCCAGGGCGUCCGCAUAUAUGGCUAUCAUGCUCAGAGGUGCUGGGUUCCAGAAUGAGCCUGAGAGACUCCGCCGGGUCGUUUCGAAGCUCAAGGAUGGCGACAAGCUAGUCUCUCUCGUGGCUUGAUCCCACUCGCAUGUGACGUUUUCAAUCCAUUUCUUUCUUAUAUACUCAUUGCAUUUCUAUUUUCGUUUGCUUUUUUGAUCAUAUUCCGAACUUUUUUGAUGUUUCGCACACUGGAAUAUAUACAUUACGAUACUUUUGCGUUCGUCCCCUUUGUG